AUGGCUGAUAUGAUCAGUAACUUUUCCGAUGAUAUACUUUUAUACAUUUUAUCUUUUCUUCCAACCAAACAAGUUGUUGCAACCAGUGUUCUCUCUAAACGUUGGUACCUUCUAUGGCGUUCAGUAACCUCUUUCGAUUUCGAUGAUUUCCCAACAGAUUAUAAUAUUGAUCAUGACAAAGGCAAAGAGGCCUACACUAAUUUCCUUCACUCAGUGGACUCUUUUUUGCUUAGGCGUGACAGAGACCAACCCCUCCAUAGAUUUCGCCUCAGUUGUGUCUCCCACUGUUAUUAUGAUCCUACCUUUCCUCAUACCGAAAGCAUCCAGAGAUGGAUUCAGAUUGCACUUAGUGAAAGCGCUAGAGUUCAACACCUCGAUCUCAAUAUGAGUUGUUGCAUGCAGUCUCUGGUGUUUAACUGCAAAACUCUUGUAGUUCUGAAAUUGACCAACAUAGGAGUGGAAGAUAUUUCCUUUGUUGAUUUGCCGGUGCUUAAAAUCUUGCAUUUGGAUUUUGUUAUCUCCUUCAAACGUGUAGAUCUUAUGCAGCUUCUUUCUGUGAGUCCUAAUCUUGAAGUAUUGGAAGCCAAGUCCACGUUUCUCUUUCCUGAGGAAAAGUUCAACGGAUGUCCCAAGCUGGUUAGAGCCAACGUCCAUGGUGAUAUUGUUUCAUUGGAAAUCGUUAAGAAUGUUCAAGUUUUGUUCAUAAGUUUGAGACGUCAAAAAGACCUGCUCUUUGACUUUCAUAAUUUACUUCAACUUCAAUUAGAUUAUAUGUCGUUUCAUAUCAACUGGGAUGAUGUCUUGAAAAUGCUCAACCAUUGUCCCAAGCUUCAAACUCUUGCCAUUGGUUGUGAAAAGGUUCGAUGA
This is a messenger RNA of Vigna unguiculata (cowpea), 867 nucleotides long. RefSeq names its product FBD-associated F-box protein At5g56370-like. Lineage: Eukaryota; Viridiplantae; Streptophyta; Magnoliopsida; Fabales; Fabaceae. Gene Ontology annotation, molecular function: protein binding. The record is from RefSeq and is a predicted model, not a curated record.